UCCGCACGACGAUGCCACACACAGAAAUUCAGUUCAAUGCGAAAUUUUGUUUGAACCAGACGCGAAAUUUCUUAACGCUGUGUGGCCAAAAAUACAAAUUCCGUAGGGAAGUUCGUAAAAAUGGUCAACUAAAAGAGUUGAGUGCCCGAUAAAAAAAAAACAAUAAAACAUUAUUUACCACAAAAAAAAAAUAAAUAAAAAGGUGCAUAAGAAAAAAGGCUAACAAUUAAUUUGGCAUAUAAAUCCAGACGUUGUGCGUGCAUUUUCAAGACACUUGUAAGACAAGAUAACCUGACUAAACGAAACUCAUCGAAGUCAAUCGCCUCCAGUGAAAUUGCUGGUCAAUUGGCAGUGCCGCUUGUUUAACACUUUUUUAACACCGAACUCAAUUCCAAUUUGAAUUCGAAGUGUAAUUUCGAUUUCCAUUUCGAGUGCACAAUAUUCAAUUGGAAUUGCAAUUGCAAUUCAUGCCACGGCAAGUAGUUUGGACAAUGCCAGACUGAGGCGCAAUCAUGCUACACUUAAGGCUAUUCGAUAGCUCGCUCUACGACACGCUGGCCUCCGAUCCGGAAUCCUCGGAGAUGGCAGUUGCCACCUCCGCGGAAAGGUCGUUCAAUGCCAGCGAGGAGGACGUAGACGGUGCGUCCUUGGCACCCACCGACAUGGCGGCAGUUAAUCUGACAUAUUUCUCACCUGCGCUAUCACACGUGAUGCUGGCGCAAACAACGACAGCAUCGGACACAAUGAACCUGACGCUAGAGGAAGGAUUGGGCAACUCCACGACCAGCGAAGUUGAUAAAUUAAAUUCGUUCUUCUUUUUUGAGACCGCACAAUUUGCACUUCUCUGGAUCCUGUUCACCACAAUCGUCGUGGGAAACUCGGCGGUACUUUUUGUGAUGUUCAUCAACAAGAAUCGGAAAUCGCGGAUGAACUACUUUAUCAAGCAGCUGGCCUGGGCAGAUCUGAGCGUGGGAUUGCUCAACGUGCUAACGGACAUUAUAUGGCGCACCACAAUUGAGUGGCGGGCGGGCAACGUGGCCUGCAAGGUCAUCCGCUUCUCGCAGGUGUGGGUCACAUACUCAUCCACCUACGUGCUGGUGGCCAUGAGCAUCGACAGAUACGACGCCAUCACACACCCGAUGAACUUCUCAACGUCGUGGAAAAGGGCGCGACAUAUGGUAGCCGGUUCGUGGAUCCUCUCUGCAUUAUUUUCGAUGCCCAUCCUGGUGUUGUACGAGGAGAGGCUCAUCCAGGGACGGAAGCAGUGCUGGAUUGAACUGGGCACCCCACUAGCCUGGCAAGUGUACAUGAGUAUGGUUUCCACCGCUCUAUUUGUGGUCCCCGCUUUGAUCAUCUCCGCCUGUUAUGCAAUCAUCGUGAAGACGAUUUGGGCCAAGGGAUCCAUAUUCGUUCCCACAGAGCGUGCUGGAUUUGGGGCGGCACCAGCAAGACGGGCUAGUUCAAGGGGCAUCAUUCCUCGGGCCAAGGUCAAAACGGUCAAGAUGACUCUGACCAUCGUGUUUAUGUUCAUCAUCUGCUGGUCGCCCUUCAUCGUCUUCGAUCUGCUCCAAGUCUACGGACAGAUUCCGUACUCGCAAAACACUAUCGCCAUCGCCUCCUUUGUCCAGAGCAUGGCACCAUUAAAUUCGGCAGCCAAUCCGCUGAUUUACUGCCUCUUUUCCUCGCAGGUCUUUCGCACUCUGAGUCGCUUUCCGCCCUUCAAGUGGUUAACCUGCUGCUGCAAGUCGUACCGCAACAACUCGCAGCAGAACCGCUGCCACACAGUGGGUCGCCGAUUGCACAACAGUUGCGAUUCGAUGAGGACGCUGACCACCUCGCUAACCGUUUCCCGGAGGUCCACCAACAAGACCAAUGCCCGAGUGGUCAUCUGCGAAAGACCCACCAAGGUGGUUACCGUGCCGGCCAUGUCGGAGGUAUGAUAGCUGGCCCACACAACCCGCAAGAGAUCCGCUUUCGCGAUCCACGGACCCACAUCCUUCAGCGACGCAGAGUUCCUUUAAAUGGAGAACGGGUCCAUCCUGUGAAUGCACCAGAGGCUUAGACAAUAAGUUCGAUAGUUGUAGCAUGCAUAGAGAAAGCCAAAUGUAAGUCCUAAGUCGUAAGUAUGGCAAGUCUACGGUACGAAUUUCAAACCUAUAGUUCAAGUAAUGCAUGAUCUAGAGUGGCAUUUGUAUGACUUUUUAUGAAUACUAAUUAUAUAGUAAGAAUCUACAAAAGUAGUAAUAAUUAUUUACGAAUUCCUCGUAUAGAUGUCACAGAAAUGUUGCUUUUGUAUUGUUUUGCAUAUUUAUUAUUUCAACAAAUGCUUUUCGUAAUUCAAACAUUUAUUAGCUAAUUAUAUAAGUUUUAAAUUAUUAAAGGUACUCUGGUAUUGUCCAUUAUACGAUUUUCUGUGACACGUAUUAAAACUGGGAGCGACUUUCAAGGCAAUCGAUCUUAAUAUUAUAAACAUUUUUGCGAGACCCCUGAGAGACUAGGUUUCAGUCCAUUUAUAAGCUUACUUUAGACGCUCUUUUAGUUUUAUUCUAUUUAACAGACUGAUUUUAUUUAUGUGUGACUCACGGACAUUUACCAGAAAUUUAAAAUGCAUUUCUUUGCAGACCUAACUAGCUGUUAAGCCCAUUUAAAUUCCAACUUAUCCAAAUAUAUAUAGCCACUCCUAAUGGUGUAUAAACAUGCCCAAGCAUCUUAAACCAAAACCCAUUAAGCAUAAGUAUAUCAUAAGAGUUAAUAGAGCAUAACGUUGUAGUCAAUUUGGUUUAAGAUAAUAUUUAUUUCAUAA
Drosophila rhopaloa is the source of this 2803-nucleotide messenger RNA. It is a transcript of the gene CCAP-R, whose product is annotated as cardioacceleratory peptide receptor. Gene Ontology annotation, biological process: G protein-coupled receptor signaling pathway. Gene Ontology annotation, cellular component: membrane. NCBI's taxonomy places the organism in Eukaryota, Metazoa, Arthropoda, Insecta, Diptera, Drosophilidae. The transcript is spliced from 7 exons. The record is from RefSeq and is a predicted model, not a curated record. Bases 513 to 1940 code for a protein of 475 amino acids. Gene Ontology annotation, molecular function: vasopressin receptor activity.